Molecule: messenger RNA, 1395 nt
Organism: Megalobrama amblycephala (Wuchang bream)
Lineage: Eukaryota; Metazoa; Chordata; Actinopteri; Cypriniformes; Xenocyprididae
Gene: ankrd39
Product: ankyrin repeat domain 39
Exons: 6
Coding region: 122-670 (182 amino acids)
Molecular function (GO): protein binding
Source: RefSeq, a predicted model, not a curated record
UGAAAUGUAGCCCGUUUGUUGCAUGCAUGCAGGACAUCUCUUCACUAGCCGCAUAUGUUACAGUGUUUUUGAGCUCGUGUGCAGCUAAAAGCGACAAUCAGUUCAGCUCUUGUUUACAAAGAUGGAUUCCCAUGGAAGUCAGUGCACCUGUAGCGCCCAUCGCUCCACACCAAGCGUGCAUCAAACUCUGGAGGAGAUGGACUUUGAGAGAGGUAUUUGGUCAGCUGCAAUGGAUGGAGAUGUGGAGAGAGUCAGGGCAUUUAUUAAAAAAGGGAUUGAUCCAAAUAUGAGGGACCAGGCAAACUACAGUGCUUUGCAUUAUGCUAGUCGAGCAGGUAAGCAGUCAGUGUGCGAGUUACUCCUGGACUGUGGCGCUUGUGUGAACGCCCAGACUCGUGGUGGGGCAACCCCGCUUCAUAGGGCGGCUUACUGCGGCCACUACAGUGUGCUCCAGCUACUGCUAGACCGUGGGGCCGAUCCAUGUCUGACUGAUGAUGAUGGAUCAACACCACUUCAUAAGGCUGCUGAACAGAGGCAUUUCAAGGUUUGUGAAUUGUUGGCGAACCGCUUCCCAGCCUUGCGAGUCGUGAAGAAUAAAAGAUCACACACAGCUUUCGAUCUCUGCCUGGAGAAGGACAGAGUUUGGGAGUUUUUGAGACCACCACAGUGACCCGAUCUAACUUAGACUGUAAUGCCUUUUCAUUAAGGUUUAUGAAGAACAUUUUCAAAAUCUGAGCCUUGUAAAUCAGUGUGACUUAUGGUUGAAAGGAGACAUAGUCGCUAAAAUUGGUCUCACAGGCCUUUCCUCAUGUUGUGAGAGCCUACAAGAGUAUGUGUGACCAGAUCAACAAAAAGACUGGAAUCCGUGAACACAUUUAGCUGCAUGUCAACUCUACAUGGAGUGAACAAGGUUUGUCUGGUUUGCAUUAGCAGUUAGCUGCUGCUAGUAGAUGUUUUAACUACACCAUUCAAUGAUCAAAAAAAUCUAUGCAUUCACGGCCUUACCACACUGAUAGUCUUCUCCACAGUGAGCCUGUGCUUUGUUUUCUCCAGUAGAGGGUGAUAGAGUCCUGCUAAUGUUCACUUAAUAAGGAAACUCAGAAUUGAUGCUUCUGAAGAACUUCAUAAACAGCUGUUUAUGAAAUGCUUCUGAAGAACUUCAUAAACAGCUGUUUCCAGAACCAGAUAAGUAAAUCCUAUAUAAAGAUGACGAUCUGCUUUAAAAAGUUUUCAUGGCACACACUAGUUACAGUACAGAUCAGUGCUGAAUUAUCACUGUACUGCAAAAGAGUGAUCCAGUGCAAAGCAAACCACGUUUUUUUUUGUGGUUAUCACAUCAAAUAACAACGUGUCUAAAAAUAUUGUUCGGAACAAUGUUGUGUUGUACUUGACCAG